GUGUAGUUUGAACGGCGAGAGCUUCCUGAAAGGACGGUGGCAUCAGUGUAAGAGUUGCACGUGUUUGUAGACACGUGGGAUAGGUGGGUCUUCUGUGUCUGGGGGUGAAAUAAUUUAUUUGCACUAUUUAGCCGAGUGGUUGGUUAUUUAUGGUCUUCCCACGGGGCAUGUCCUUGCAGGCACGCAUUAAUACCAUUUCAAGGUGAUAACAGCUUGCCAUUGACACAGAUACACUGGAAAUAUAGAUCAGAAUGUUCUUUAUGGAACACACUAAACCUUGGUUAGUUUAUGUCUCUAUAAAUUGUUACCCCGUUAUAACUCCUUUGAUUCUCUACCAGCAGAUAGUUGCCUUGUCUGUUACAUACUUGAUGGGAAUCAUGGGAGUUGAAACAAUUAGUUUGCUUUAACAAAUCACUUCAGAACAUUAUUUAAACAUAUAACACAGUGCUUUCCAAGACUGUACAACGUUACAAAUAAAAAGGAGUAACACCUGAAACAGAAUAUCAGUUAUAUGGGGAGUUCAAAUGUAAUGUUCACUUUUUAAGUUUUUUAUUUUUAUAAGUUUGUGUUUUUAUUCCUAUCAUUUGCACGAAAAUAUUUAGCGCUACACAUUUUCUCUCAUUUUAUUUUCCUCUUACAUUUUUGUUUCUCGUUUACACGUUUUUUGCCUUGAAUGUAUUUAACAGAGGCACAACAGUAGUAACUACCUGCUUGUUUUUUUUGUUUUUUUUUACCCUUUUAAGGACACAUGAUGGAAAUAUUCCUCCAUGAUUCCCUUUUAUUUAUGAAGGUGUGACCUUAAGGGGUUAAAAUCCUUCCAAUCGUUAAUGCUCCUUUUUCCUUCCGGUGUUACUAGUCAUUUGCCUUAUUUUAUGAUUGCAAACAAUUGUAAUAAAAUUUCAACAAAGAAAAAGAGGGCGCCAUUGAACCUCUUGCACAAUAACCACACUGGUGACUAUGGUGUUUAGUGUGCCUCAUUAAAUGUAUUAAUUAGAAGUGCACUGACCUCCUUAAUAAGUGACGGGCAUUAAAACAUUGAUGAAUUUGCUAAACAUCUGCAUUAGCAAUGCUUGUACAGGCCACAGGUGCGCACAGUUUUUGUCAAUCCACCAGUGACCAGAAGAUCUCCACAAUAGCACCAUAACCACAAUUUUGACUUAUAUUGGCUAGAGUGCUCACCCUUGGAAGAAGCAUUCCACAACACCAUAACCAUAACCAUAUACCUUUCAACAUUUCAAAUUGACAAAGAGGGACAAUUUCAUUUUAUGGGUGUGACAAGAGGUGGGCUAUUCUGAGAAAUGGUAGGUGAUUUAGUAACAACAAUUUAUGCAACUUAAAUGUAAUUUAUAACAAGAUCAAUGUAUCUUAUUUACACAGACUGAUUUCUAAACAUAUUUAUUGUAGUUUUAAGUUUGAUCAAAAUUAAGUUGUGUUAUGGUCACAUUUAGCGUUUAAACUAUAGAGCUAACCUGAUUCUCCUAAAGAAGACCGUAAACAGCAGGCAACUGGCAAGACCCAAGUCAGUUGUUAUACCUAAACAAUUAUUGGUUUUAUUUUCCUUGUUUUUUUAUUCUGUUGCAUACAAUAAUAUAACAUUUUUGCAUAUUUUUUCCUUGCUAUAUUAACUUGUACAUUUUUAUGAAAACAAAUACAGAUGAAUGUUAAAACUUUCCAUGUUUCACAGGGAAGGAAAUGAAGCGGAUUUGUAUAUUGCCUAUCCAAACGUGGAUUAGACACCAAUCCAUAUUGAGUCAGGCGUCUGAUAUAUCAUGUCUGGUGAGGAAUUUACUGCAUUUUGUAGAUUGCUUAAACAACCGUUUUGAAAAAGGAAGGGUUUAAAGGGAACCUGUUGUCCCGAAAAUAACAAUCUUUAUUUCAGGAUCAGUCUGUUUCUCUUUGUCCAUCCAGCCCCCUUUUGACAUUAAAAAUAGAGGAAAAAUAAAAAUUACCUCCUUUACAGCGCUGAAAUUCCUCUGCUGCUGCCUCCACCGUGACCUCAGGUGAUGUAAGCAUCCAAGCUGACAUUACCCGCGAUCUCCAAUCAAUUUGUUCUCGUAAGCAAUGGAUUGGAAGCAUUGUCGUCCAGAGGAGGAUGCACUUCUAGUGUCUCUCAUGAAGACAACCACCAGAAGUGUAUAUAACCCUGUAAUGUAAACAAUGCAGUGUCUAAAAAAAAAACUGCAAUGUUUUUGCAGUAAUUUUAAAAUAACAGGAACACUGCACACAGACCACUUAAUUCAGAUGAAGUGGUCUACGAAUCUAAAUUCUAAAAAAAUAAAAAAAAACAUUACUUUUAUUACUAAUCCAGUAAUUGCUGGGAAUUAAUGAAUUAAAGUAGUCGAGUUAGUAAUCUGAAGUUCACUGCUAAAUCCACAACAAAGUUAAUUAUGGUGCUUGUUCAAUAUUAAGUGGAAGAACUUUCAAUGGGUUCCAAUAUAGCCGUCAUUCAAAAAGAACAAUAGUGUAAUUCUAAAGAAACUCUUAAUCUGAUAUACAAGUGACGCUACAAUCUAGCACAUCCCAACCACCUUGUAUUCCUGCCACACAUUACCAAUCUUCUCUGCUCCCUUACAUCAUUCUUCUCAAGUCCGCAAGUACUGGAACAAUCAGCUGUGUCACCUUUAACCAGUCAGCUCCUCACAUUUUUCAAACACCUGACCCUUCCUCUUUACUGGUUCAGCUUACCUUCUCUAGAACCAUACUGGCCAUCUUCCAAACUGUGCAAAUGACGUGCAGGCCACCAGAUGAAGUAUGGGUGUGCAUGUGAUGCAAUUCACAAAGAGUAAUGUAAAUGAAUCAAGGGUCAUUCCUGAAACGCACAUGAAUGCCAGUCCAUAACUGCCUGAUCAUUUCUUUCCUUUACUCUCUAUUCCCACCAAUGCUCCGACCUCUCUAAGAUCUAUGGGUCCUUCUCCACUAAAUAAAGAAGUACAUUUACACUUCACAGUAAACAAAUUAAAGAACAACUGAAAAAGUAUUGCAUACUGCAUUGCUACUAAAUAACUGCAUAUAUAUAUAUAUACUUUAUUUUAUUCUUAUGUUGUGUUAUAUAAUUUUUAGCCCCCUGUUCAGAAUGCAAUAGAAAUGAAUGAAGAGACAUUACUGGGACAAAACUUUGAUGAGGAAAACACCCACACAAAUAGUGAUAUUUUAUAUCCGUCCGACAGCAAGAAGCUGAUUCCUAAAAAGAAAUAUGCCUUAUUGAUGGCUUACUGUGGCAAUAAGUAUCAUGGAAUGCAGGUAAGUUUAAUAUACUGUGCAGUUGAACAUGAAGCAAAACAUUGUGUUUUCUUCUGGUAUUUUUGAAGACUGUGAUAGCUGGCCCAGAGUUAAAUCAUAAAUUAUUCUGAUUUUAUUCCUAUGUCUAAUAUUAUGCAUUAAGUAUUAUAAUAAUUUCAUCAUUAGAGAUAAGAAGAAGAGUGAUGCAUCCGGCCCCUGCUCUUGUGAAAUACCCUGAAAUUGGAACAUAUUUUAGUACAUUGUGUGAAAACUCACCAGCUCCUAUGUUAAUCUAUGGAUUGCAUUUACAGAAAUGACACUUUAUACUCUGCAUUGCAGAGACAACUUGGAAUUAGAUACAUUAAGGAGAUGCUUCUCGUGCUUUAGUUAAAACUCCCCAAUGUAUCACUCUUUAGUAUAUCCCCAGGAUCAGGUAAAUACCUGUUUGAGUAGAACAACAUCAUAGUAUGUAAUUAAAACGGCCUAAAAUAGAAUGUGAACAGCCUACUGGAUUAGAAACACAUGAAGAAUGAUCGACUUUUUUGUGCAGGUUAAUCUUGGUUCACCUGAUUUUCCAACAAUUGAAGGAACUCUCAUUUCAGCACUAAUUAAAGCCGGAUGUGUUCCUGAGAAGUACUCUUCGCAAAUAAAACAGCUGCAUUUUCAGCGCUGCGCCCGUACUGACAAGGUAGUAUUGAAGUAAUUACCAUAAGGGAUACCGCACUUUCCUGGAUGCAACCGGGCCUCAGGUUGGCCAAUCUCCACAUUGUAAUCUACAGAAAAUAAAUAAUGGUUCAGGCACUCAAGGUAAAUCCAGUGAGCAGGUUUAUUGGCGCAGAUAAAAAGCAGCGUUUCGGCCCACAACAGCGCCAUUUUCAAGUUUGACAAGAGCCCUGUUGUGGGCCAAAAUGUUGCUUUUCAUCUGCGCCUAUAAACCUGCACACUGGAUUUACCUUGAGUGCCAGGGCCAUCAUUUAUUUUCUGCAAGGUAGUAUUGAAGACUUUGUAUGAAACAGGAGUAUACGUUAAUGUUUUUAAUCGAUUGACAAGCUGACUUAAAAUAUUCUUUUUUUUUUUUUCUGCUUCUUUAAACAAAACAAAUACUUUUGUGAAAGCAUUCUUUUAGUCCAGUGGGAUCAUUUCUGAAACAUUUGUUGUGGCAUCAGUUUGACCUCAUGUAAAUUUGUAGUUUGGCCACAUGUUAACUUGUAUUUGUAUAUUGUAGCUAUAGUAUGUGAACCCUGUGCAUUAUUUGACAUGUAAAACAAGACACCACUUUUAUUCAUAGGGAGUCUCUGCUGUCAGUCAACUGGUUUCCUCAAGGCUUCUAAUGUCCUGCCCAAACCCAGUGGAGGAAAUUAACUUGCAUCUCCCACCUGACAUCCGAAUAUUAGGUAUCAAACAUUUUUCUAAUAAUUCAGUAGCAUGUCUUUAUGAUCAGUGUUCUAUUCACAGCGUCUAAUUAUUUUUUAACAGGAUUCCAAAGAAAUGUAAAUAUAGGGGUAUGGUUUUCAAUGUCAUAAAUUCCAUUUUCUCCUUUGUUUGUUUUUUUUAUGCAGGUGUGAAGCAAGUGACCAAAGGUUUCAGCUCUAAAAACAUGUGUGAUGCUCGGACCUAUUCAUAUAUGCUUCCUACGUAUGCACUGUCCGAUUGUGCUGUCACGUCACCUGACCCAAAUUUCCGGUUGCCUCGGGAAGACUUCCACCGCGUUAACCACAUUCUUUCCUUCUACCGAGGUUCACAUAACUACCACAACUUCACCUCCAAGAAGGCUCCUGAGGACAAGAGUGCAUGGAGACAUAUGUUCUUUGUGUCCUGCUCUGAACCUUCUGUUCACCAUGGUAUUGAGUUUGCUUCCAUAUUGUUUACUGGACAGAGCUUCAUGUUGCAUCAGAUCCGGAAAAUGGUGGCUAUGCUUAUUGCUAUAUCAAGAGGUAUUGUAUCUGCUGAUAUCCUCCUCCAUUGUGUACAAAAAGACAAAAUCAGCAUUCCUAAAGCCCCUGGACUAGGUUUAGUACUUGAAUGUGGACAUUUUGGGUACUACAAUCGACGUUAUGGUGCUGAUGGACUCCAUGAAGCUCUGACAUGGGGUGAGCUUUUGCCUACUAUGGAAGCUUUCCGGGAGGAACAUAUAACUCCAGUUAUAAUCGAAGGGGAGUUAGAAGAUCUUUCCAUGUAUUUCUUUAUUGAUAAACUUAAACAACACAAUUUUCUUUCACUUACAAAUAACUCUUGAAGUGACUUUACUUGUGUGUGCCUGUAAAAUUGGGAAAGUCAUUUUAUUUUGUUGCUCACGCUACAGAUGUUUUUUUUUUAAUUAAAUUAAAAUUGACCAAAUAAUUUA
Messenger RNA from Pelobates cultripes (western spadefoot toad), 5563 nucleotides. The record is from the annotation of a GenBank genome assembly. Lineage: Eukaryota; Metazoa; Chordata; Amphibia; Anura; Pelobatidae.